This is a messenger RNA of Botrytis byssoidea, 1845 nucleotides long. RefSeq lists its product as uncharacterized. The record is from RefSeq and is a predicted model, not a curated record. NCBI's taxonomy places the organism in Eukaryota, Fungi, Ascomycota, Leotiomycetes, Helotiales, Sclerotiniaceae. The transcript is spliced from 5 exons. Bases 1 to 1845 code for a protein of 614 amino acids.
AUGCUGCUUUCUCAUUUCCUUCUGUUGUUUUCGGCAACAAUAACAUCAUGUUCGCCGGUAGAAAUCAACAAAUCGCAGUUCGGUGAACGCCAAAGUAGCAAUACCUCAUCUCCAAUAGUUGACCUCGGAUACAAUGUAUAUCAGGGAUAUUACAACGCAACAUCACAACUCAAUAUUUUCAAAGGAAUUCGAUAUGCAGCACCUCCAACAGGAGUACUGCGUUGGCAAAAACCACAAUCUCCAGCAGUAAACAGAACUUCGACCAUAAAGGCAACUGCCUACCCUCCUCACUGUCCCCAGAGUCCCAACGGUCCUUUGGCCGCAAGUUACAAUUUUACCAGAUCAGGUCUUGGGAAUGAAGAUUGUCUAUUUCUAAGCGUGUGGUCCUCGCCAAAUGCGACAAAUCUUCCGGUGAUGGUUUGGAUUCAUGGCGGAGGCUACGGCACCGGCUCCGGUAACAAUGAUUUUUCGGAAUUAGCCAACACCAACUCCAACGGCUUUAUUCUAGUAGCGAUCCAGUACAGGCUUGGAGCCUUUGGAUUUCUUUCAUCGUCAGAGCUUGUCAGCUCAGGCGGUAUCCCAAACGCCGCUCUUUAUGAUAUGAAUUUCUCACUUCAAUGGGUUCAAACUUACAUUUCCAAAUUCGGAGGAGAUCCAACCCGUGUUACUGUUGCUGGAGAAUCAGCAGGGGGCGGGGCGGUAAUGUUACAAAGCAUGGCUUUUGGUGGAAGUUUAGGGACGAGUUUGUUCAAUAAUGGAAUUGUUGCAAGUCCGUAUUUGCCAAUGCAGUAUGAUUAUGACGGAUUGUUACCAGAGGAGAGUUAUGGAAAGUUCGUGGAGGCUGUGGGCUGUGGAAAGGGUAAUGGGAGUGCUUUUGAUUGUUUAAUCAGUGCGGAUACGAUUGCGUUGCAGAAUGCAAGUGCAUAUAUCUCUGCAAGCGUGAAUUACGGACAAUGGGCUUUCUUACCAGUAACAGAUGGCGAAUUCAUAGUCAAGAGGCCAUCGCAGCAAUUAUUAGCUGGCGAGGUUAAUGGUGUGAGAAUGUUAUCCGGCAACAAUGCUAAUGAAGGCCCUGUAUUCGUCCCACAACACAUCAACACAACCGCUGCUUUCAACACUUACACACAAUCCCUCUUUCCUCUAAUAUCUAACUCAACUUACGAUCGCCUCCUCAAAACCUACUCCAUCCCACCAACGAUCCCAGGUCCUCUCUUCGCAUCAGCAGGUGAUCAUGGUCCCACGGCUCUCAACCAAUCCGUCUACGCGAUCGGUCAACAGCAAAGAGCCAACAAUCUCUAUGCGGAAACUACCUUUGUCUGUCCCUCUUACUGGUUAGCUUCCGCAUAUCCCCAAGCCUGGAAAUACGAGUUCAGUGUCCCCCCAUCGCAGCACGGAGGAGAUUUGAAUGCAUAUUAUGCUGUAAACCGUGAAUACAUCGGCUUCGGAACACUAUCUCCUGGCUUCCGUAUCGCUGUGGAAAAGAUAUGGGGGAGAUUUAUCAUUUAUAACGAUCCAACACUACCUAGCGAUGUCAUUACCUCUAUCACAACUCUUGGGAAUGGCACACAGAUCGGAGAUAAUAUCUCCGCAGCAGGGGCUGGUUUAUGGCCACAAUGGCAAACUGAUGGCUACGGUGCAUAUCAGAUGUUGAAAUUGAAUAUGACUGGAGGACAACCGAAAGAGGUUGCAUGGACAACGGCAGAUGGAUUGAGUUUGAAUGUAGCAGAAAAUAUAGGGUCGGGAUUGGAAGCUGAUUUAGCAAUCGUGAAUGCUUACGAUUGGGAAGGGGGAAGGGGAGCAAGAUGUGAUUUCUGGGCGAAUAUCGGAAGUGAAGUACCAGAAUAG